ACCAAACUACAGCUCCAGUAAAGCGCAAACUGUCGUUAUCGACCAGGUUUCUGUUAAUCACAUCUGGGGCAGCAUCCGUUGGUUAUUAUAUAAUCCAUUCUACACGAAGGUCAGAGGUUCCACCGAAGCCAUGGGAGAUAUCACUGUACCGACGUAUGCCUUUAAAAACAAUGUCACGGCUUUGGGGCCGCUUCAACCAGAUGGAGCUGCCAGUUUUCCUUCGCAAGCCACUGCUAGGGCUCUACAUCUGGAUGUUCGGCUGCGACCUGCAGGAAGCUGAAAUUGAAGACCUCAAGUUGUACAGAAAUCUAGGGGAGUUCUUCAGGCGACAGUUGAAACCUCACGUCAGACCAAUAGAUAUUCAACACCAGCUGACGUCGCCUGCUGAUGGUCGCAUCCUGUAUCACGGCCAGGUAAAACAUGGCAUUCUGGAGCAGGUGAAAGGUGUCACAUACUCCCUGCGCGGCUUUCUGGGGCCCCUUCCCUCCGAUAGUCCUAGCCACGGCCAUGACGCUAGCCAGCAGACGGAUGAAGAUUACCAGAGCAGCCUCUCUUUACAACCUGGCAACCAGUUAUAUCACUGUAUAAUCUACCUGGCUCCUGGUGAUUACCACCGGUUUCAUUCCCCGGCUACCUGGACGGUAGAGCACAGACGGCACUUCCCAGGUGAACUAUUGAGUGUCAGUCCAGGUGUGGCCAGGUGGGUGCAGGGUUUGUUCAACUUCAAUGAAAGAGCUGUCUAUACGGGUCGCUGGCAACAUGGGUUCUUCUCCAUGACAGCUGUGGGUGCCACCAAUGUGGGAUCUAUAAAAAUAUAUUGUGAUGAGGAUUUGGAGACAAAUACCAAAAGAAAAUACCCAGAACACACAUACUUUGACAGGAAGUUCCCAGAACCCACCACUUUCCACAAGGGCGACAUGUUCGGAGAGUUCAACCUCGGCUCAACUAUAGUCCUGAUUUUUGAGGCUCCCAGCGGGUUCAAGUUCAAAGCUCAGGAAGGUGACAAGGUCAAAUACGGGCGACCCCUGGGCACCACUCCAGCAUAA
Molecule: messenger RNA, 1046 nt
Organism: Candidula unifasciata
Lineage: Eukaryota; Metazoa; Mollusca; Gastropoda; Stylommatophora; Geomitridae
Source: the annotation of a GenBank genome assembly